CAUGACGACAGCAGGCCUGAAGGCGGAAGUAAGACAAUCAACAACUGAACACGGAAAAGCGAUUGACGUUAUCAGUAGUGUCUAGAAACAAUCAUACUCAGAGGAAUUUCUUAGUUUCGGAUAAUAUAAAAAUAUGUCAGUUUUCGGCAAAUUGUUUGGCGGUGGGGGGAAAGGCGGCAAAGGCCCAAGUCCACAAGAAGCAAUCCAGAAACUCCGUGAGACAGAAGAGAUGUUAACCAAGAAACAAGAGUACUUAGAGCAAAAGAUUGAUGCGGAGUUAUUAACAGCAAAGAAAAACGGCACGAAAAACAAACGAGCUGCGUUACAGGCCCUGAAAAGAAAGAAGCGAUAUGAAAAGCAACUAGCUCAGAUUGAUGGAACUCUCUCCACUAUUGAGUUCCAGCGAGAAGCAUUAGAGAAUGCUAAUACAAACACAGAAGUGCUUAAAAACAUGGGUUUUGCAGCCAAGGCCAUGAAGACAGCCCAUGAAAAUAUGGAUAUAGACAAAGUGGAUGACCUCAUGCAAGACAUCACAGACCAGCAGGAGUUGGCACAGGAGAUUUCUGAUGCCAUUUCAAGACCUGUAGGUUUUGGAGAAGACUUUGAUGAGGAUGAGCUCUUGGCUGAAUUGGAGGAGUUGGAACAGGAGGAGCUGGACAAAAACCUGCUGGAAAUUAGUGGCACAGAAGAUGUCUCUCUGCCCAGUGUGCCUUCAAAUCCAUUACCCAAAAAAACAGCUGUCGCCCACAAAAAGAGAGAAGAAGAGGAUGAGGAUGACAUGGAAGAACUCAAGGCAUGGGCCAUGUGAAUUUACCCAAUCUGACAGACUUUCAUUGCUCGUCCUUGUUGGCUUGUGUAGGCAAACCCGAAUACCUUCAGAGGGUUAACACUACAAAAAAAAAAAAAAACAUUCUGAGUUACCAUAGCUCUUGCAGUAUGGCUAAAAUAAGUCUAGAAAACAAGAGUUACAAACGAAAAUGAAUAUAAAGCGGGUUUUCGAAGUCAAUAGGACAAUACAAUCUGAUGACAUAAUAUGUGAAGUGACCCUUAAAUAUUUGGCCAUUGUUAUUUAGGUAAUGCGUUAGUGUUUCUAAUUUUUGUUUCUUAUUUGACUUCUCUUCAGAAACUGGUUGUUUUGAUUUGUCAUGAAUUUAGCAUGCCAAUACACAAGUUUCAUAAACAUCAUCUGAUAUAUUAAAUAUGUUUGGUACUGUUGUUGUUUGCUUCAAGCUUUGAUCUUAAUGUAUUCUGUUAGAUUAAUGUUAUUCAGCACUUCCAACAACAUAAACAUUUUUACAGUUUGCUGACAUUGACAUAAUGGUUUGGUAACAAAAAAACAACAACCUGGGAUUAACUGACAUUAUUCAUAAUAUAAAUAAAUCUAUAAAUGAAUAAAUGUGUGUGUGUGUGUGUGUGUAUAUAUAUAUAUAUAUAUAUAUAUAUAUAUAUAGACUGCCCAUCAUGCAUUAUUUGGUGGUGUCCAAAUAGUUGCAGAAAAUUACCUAUUUAAUAACACAACUUUAUUAUUGUCAUCUGAGGGGUUUCUUUUGGCAGUAGAUGACUAAUUAUUCAAAACAUACAAAAUAAACAAUACCAUGUUUUUUUCCCUCAUGUGGGAGCAUAUACUUUUUGGAGAUACAAAAAUGCUGUAUCUAUUCAGGUUGAGGCAUAUGUGGUGUGUGUACAUUUGUAUGUUUAAAAAAAUUCAGAUGGCUUUUAUUUGAUAGAUCAUUAAACUUUUGGAUUCCUUUU
Messenger RNA from Ctenopharyngodon idella (grass carp), 1752 nucleotides. It is a transcript of the gene chmp4bb, whose product is annotated as charged multivesicular body protein 4Bb. The coding region runs from base 134 to 808 and encodes 224 amino acids. The transcript has 5 exons. The record is from RefSeq and is a predicted model, not a curated record. Gene Ontology annotation, biological process: vesicle budding from membrane; late endosome to vacuole transport via multivesicular body sorting pathway. NCBI's taxonomy places the organism in Eukaryota, Metazoa, Chordata, Actinopteri, Cypriniformes, Xenocyprididae. Gene Ontology annotation, cellular component: multivesicular body; cytoplasmic side of plasma membrane; ESCRT III complex.